Molecule: messenger RNA, 477 nt
Organism: Geodia barretti
Lineage: Eukaryota; Metazoa; Porifera; Demospongiae; Tetractinellida; Geodiidae
Source: the annotation of a GenBank genome assembly
AUGGGACGAAACUAUAAACAGAUCACGCUUGCAGAACGGUGCCAAAUUACCCAGCUACACGCCGCCGGGUGCAAGAUCCGGGAAAUCGCGGCAGCUCUGGAUCGCGCGCCAUCAACGAUCUCUCGGGAGUUGAAGCGCAACGGGUCGCGGACCAAGGGCUAUGAGCCCAGCUAUGCCCAGCAGCAAGCGCGGGCCCGGCGCUGGAGUGGUUCCCGGUUAGAGCGGGAUCAGGGGCUGCGGGAGGCGGUACUUUCCCGCCUGGCCCAGGGCUGGUCGCCAGAGCAGGUGUCGGGUCGAUUGGCCCGGGAAGCGGGUCACCGGGUGAUCUCCCAGGAGAGCAUCUACCGGUUCAUCUACGCCCAACUGGCCCGUACCAAGGACUAUCGCUGGCGACACUACCUACCACGGGCCAAGUCCAAACGGGGCUACGAGAGUCGGCGGGGCGGGAGAGCCCCUGAAAAAGAAACCAGGGGUUAG